AUGGGACUUGACGACUUCCCCGCGAACUGGGGUGUGGCUGUUCAGCACAACACAGAUGAGCUGACCUUUCGAUUGAAGACAUGGCUGGGAUGUUUUGUAGUCAGCACCAAUGUGGCGGCUUGUCUCUCGUUGCCCCCACCUAUGUGUUCUGUUGCCUAUUUGAUGCCUGGAAUUCGCAACCGUAUCAGGAGUGAACUACCAGAUAACUUCCUGGCCGUGUUGGAAAUUCAAGCAUAUUCGACCAGGGCAGCUUCCAUACUGUACAGCCAACCUAACAAUCCGACCCAAAGAUCGUUCAUAGAACUUCUUGAGAGUGAUUUGGACGCGGUAGAAGCCCGCAUACCGAGCCCUGUCUCACCAACACUUCAAGUCGGCAUUCUCACUGCACGUCUUCGGUUGUAUUCAUUACCACUCCUCUCUCGAGCAUCAUCCAGAACCAUAGACGGGUACCCAGAUACUCUUUCAAAUGCCGUUUGGUACAAGGGGUUCCAUACUGCUAUGCAGUUGGCAACUGUUUUUGCGGACUCGAAUCAGCCAGACGGUGUGAAUGAAGCUGGCUCGGCAGAUGAUAUCCUCUCUAUGCACUCCCCAAAAUACUAUUUCCAUGCGCUUGUAAUGGCAGGCAUGUAUUUCAUCAAUUUGCUUGUUAUUGAUAAGAACAUAUCCGUCCCUGACAAGCUGCUCGCCCACAACCAUAUCAAAAAGGUCUAUGAAAUGCUCAUGACCCAAUCAAACGAGGACAGGGACGAGGCUUCUAGAGCUGCCAAAGCCAUUGACUUUUUAUCACGUCAUGUCGAGCUACAGGAUACAUCACUGGAUCUACGCGAAUCCACUCGUGAAAAGCGACCUUUGACCAUCAUCGGCAGUGGAAUGAGGAUGGCAGGAGAGGUUCGAAGCAAGCUCGGAAACUUUGAAUUACCUGCCGAAUGCGAGCCUGAGCCUGAGCUGGCACCCACCAAUGCCGAUAUGUCAAUGUUUCAAGAUGGAACAGAACUGCCGCUAUGGGGAGAUACCCUGUUCCAGUGGAACAGCUGGCUGGCUGGUAUGGACACGAUGAACACAAUAUCUAAGACACCGGAAACAAAUAUCUGA
Penicillium odoratum is the source of this 1092-nucleotide messenger RNA. RefSeq names its product fungal specific transcription factor domain-containing protein. The coding region runs from base 1 to 1092 and encodes 363 amino acids. The record is from RefSeq and is a predicted model, not a curated record. The transcript is spliced from 2 exons. Lineage: Eukaryota; Fungi; Ascomycota; Eurotiomycetes; Eurotiales; Aspergillaceae.